CCGGAAGCGCCGGCGGAGCCGCCGGUCCCCGUCCCGGCCCCGGCCCCGCUCCCGGCCCCGCCAUGGGGGUCCCGGCCUUCUUCCGCUGGCUCAGCCGCAAGUACCCCUCCAUCAUCGUCAACUGCGUCGAGGAGAAGGCUAAGGAGUGCAAUGGAGUCAAGGUUCCCAUCGACACCAGCAAGCCCAACCCCAACGAGGUGGAGUUCGACAACCUCUACCUGGACAUGAACGGCAUCAUCCACCCUUGCACGCAUCCAGAGGACAAGCCAGCGCCCAAAAACGAAGAUGAAAUGAUGGUGGCGAUUUUCGAGUACAUCGACAGGAUCUUCAACAUCGUGAGGCCCAGGAGGCUCCUCUACAUGGCCAUAGAUGGAGUGGCCCCACGUGCCAAAAUGAACCAACAGCGGUCGAGGAGGUUCAGAGCGUCCAAGGAGGGCAUGGAGGCUGCUGAAGAGAAACAGAAAAUAAGACAAGAGAUUCUGGCCAAAGGUGGUUUUCUCCCUCCAGAAGAAGUGAAGGAGAGAUUCGACAGCAACUGCAUCACCCCGGGGACGGAGUUCAUGGACAAUCUGGCGAAAUGCCUGCGCUAUUACAUCGCCGACCGCCUCAACAGCGACCCGGGCUGGAGGAACCUCACCGUUAUUUUGUCGGAUGCCAGCGCUCCUGGUGAAGGGGAACAUAAAAUCAUGGAUUACAUUAGGAGACAGAGAGCUCAACCAAAUCAUGACCCAAACACUCACCACUGUCUGUGUGGGGCUGAUGCUGAUCUGAUUAUGCUUGGCUUAGCCACACACGAACCAAACUUCACUAUAAUUAGGGAGGAGUUCAAGCCAAACAAACCCAAGCCGUGUGCUCUCUGUAACCAGAUGGGUCAUGAGGUUAAGGAUUGCCAAGGUUUGCCCAGAGAAAAACAAGGAAAGCACGACCAGUUUGCCGACACCCUUCCCGUGGCGGAGCAGGAGUUCAUCUUCAUCCGCCUGUGCGUCCUGAGGGAGUAUUUGGAGAGAGAGCUCACCAUGGCCAGCCUGCCUUUCACGUUUGAUUUCGAGAGGAGUGUCGACGACUGGGUCUUCAUGUGCUUCUUCGUGGGAAAUGACUUCCUGCCCCACCUGCCAUCUCUGGAGAUCAGGGAGGGAGCGAUUGAUCGCUUGGUGAACAUCUAUAAGAACGUGGUGCACAAAACCGGGGGGUACCUCACAGAGAGCGGGUUUGUCAACCUGCAGCGGGUGCAGAUGAUCAUGCUGGCGGUGGGAGAAGUCGAGGACAGUAUCUUCAAAAAGAGGAAAGACGACGAUGAUAACUUUAAAAGACGACAGAAGGAAAAAAAGAAAAGAUUGAAGAGGGAUCAGCCUGCUUUCAUUCCUGGUGGGCAGUUCUCCCCCCAAGCCCUGGGCAAUCGAUCCAGCCCUCAGGCAAUCUGUAACCCCAGGCAAGCCGCCUUUGAGAUGAGGAUGCACGAGAGGCAGAACUCUACACCUUCAGCAUCUCCAAACACCAGCCUGACUCCUGAUGGCAGCCCAGCCCUGGGAGGAGGAGGAAUUAAGCGGAAAGCUGAGGACAGUGACAGUGAACCCGAGCCAGAGGAUAAUAUCAGGUUGUGGGAGACGGGCUGGAAGCAGCGCUACUACAAGAACAAAUUCGACGUGGACGCCUCCGACGAGAAAUUCCGGCGCAAGGUGGUGCAGUCCUACGUGGAAGGGCUCUGCUGGGUUCUCAGAUAUUACUACCAGGGCUGUGCAUCCUGGAACUGGUAUUACCCUUUUCACUACGCUCCCUUCGCUUCUGACUUCGAGGGGAUCGCAGACAUGCCUUCAGAUUUUGAGAAAGGCUCCAAACCGUUUAAGCCCCUUGAACAACUGAUGGGAGUGUUUCCAGCUGCCAGUGGGAACUUUCUGCCGCCAACGUGGAGGAAGCUGAUGACAGACCCGGAAUCGAGCAUCAUUGACUUCUACCCUGAAGAUUUUGCUAUUGAUUUAAAUGGGAAGAAAUACGCUUGGCAAGGUGUCGCGUUAUUGCCCUUUGUGGACGAGCGACGCCUCAGAGCUGCCCUGGAGGAAGUGUACCCUGACCUCACCCCCGAAGAGAGCAGGAGGAACAGCCUUGGUGGUGACGUUCUCUUCGUCGGGAAGCACCACCCGCUCUGCGACUUCAUCGUGGAGCAGUACAAGACCAAAAACACAGAGGCCGUGGACAUCCCCCCGGAGCUGUGCCACGGGAUCCAGGGGAAGCUGACCCUGAAUGACAACGCCGUCCUCCCGGACCAGGUGGUGGAGUCUCCUGUUCCGAUGCUGCGGGAUCUUACCCAAAACUCUGCAGUCAGCAUCUCCUUCAAAGAUCCACAGUUUGCUGAAGACUUUGUUUUCAAGGCUACGGUGUUACCUGGGGCAAAGAAACCUGCUCCGGUGCUGAAGCCGGGAGACUGGGAAAAAACCAACAACGACGGCAGGCCUUGGAGGCCACAGCUGGGCUUCAACAGGGACAGGAAACCGGUGCACUUGGACCAGUCGGCCUUUAGAACCUUGGGCCACACGAUGCUGAGGGACAGGGGGAUGCCAGGGAUGUAUCCCAACGCCGUGCCCAUCGGAGCCUACGGCAGCCCCUACGCCAGGCCCCUGCUGGGGGGGCAGCAGCAGAUCCCCAAGCUGUUGUCAAACCUUCGGCCGCAGGAGUCCUGGCGAGGCCCCACGCCCUUGUUCCAGCAGACACCACAGAGAGGCGCUGGAGCUGCUCCUCUCCUGGCCUGGAACCGCAUGCUGCAGUCCCCCAACCAGUUCCAGCCGGCGCAGUACCAGGGGAUGGGGCCCAUGGGAUACCCCCAGAGACCCGAGGACCGCAUGGACAGGGGCAGACAGGCGUACGGCCCUGGGAGGCCCUACCCGCUCCCUCCUCCUGCAGGAAGGUACAGCUGGAAUUAGCUCCUGGCUCCUAUUUUUUUUUUCCUUAUUAAAUAUAGGGAACGUCCGGAUUUUUUUCUGCUUUUUGUUCUUUCUAUUAUUUGUGGGGGGGAGAGAGGGGAAAAAAAAAAAAAGAAAUCGACGAAACUGUUAAGCACCAUCCCUGUAGUUUUUAAACUUGUUUUAAAUGUGCACAUUUCUUAUGGACCUGAGGCUGAUGAAUUUUUGGGAGGGGGCCGUGUGGCCGGGAAGCGGCGGGUCGCGGAGCCGCUGGAGGAGGUGGGGGUGCUGUCCCAUCUUCCUCACCUAUCCAAGCUGUGCCCGUCGCUCCGGACUCCAAACAUCCCCUGCUCCACUCACGAGAGCCUGAAAACAGACGUGGAGUUUUCAAGGAUGCCCAGAACUGGGAUUUGAUGGGCUCCCGGGGCGCGGCCGGCGGCGCUGGAACACGCGGCCCUCACCGCUCCUGCUCGGAUAUUCCUCCAGUGGUGGAUUUUUUUGGGACUCAGAAGUAAAACAUUUCGACUUCUACACCGCCUGCCUGUUUCUGGCUUGGUUACUGGGGGCACAACCAAGCAGGGGAGGUGGAUUUGUCUUGUUUGAUACCUAAUUUAAAAUAGCCGUGGAGGGCGGAGAUUCCAUUCGUUUUUAGCACCUCUUUCUAGGGAUUUUUUCUGUGUGAGUGUACCAAAUCGGUAAAUAUUUUUAUUUGCUUUAUAAAGUGGCUUUUGAAAUUCUGAGCA
This is a messenger RNA of Neopelma chrysocephalum (saffron-crested tyrant-manakin), 3637 nucleotides long. RefSeq names its product 5'-3' exoribonuclease 2 (gene XRN2). The transcript is spliced from 30 exons. Gene Ontology annotation, molecular function: 5'-3' RNA exonuclease activity; RNA binding. The coding region runs from base 63 to 2915 and encodes 950 amino acids. The record is from RefSeq and is a predicted model, not a curated record. Gene Ontology annotation, biological process: nuclear-transcribed mRNA catabolic process. Gene Ontology annotation, cellular component: nucleus. NCBI's taxonomy places the organism in Eukaryota, Metazoa, Chordata, Aves, Passeriformes, Pipridae.